UGUUACAAUACUAACUCAAUUUAUUUGUUACUUGAUCUUAAAUAUUUCUCAAAAUUUUUGUUUCAAUUGCUUAUGCAUUUUAUAUUCCUCAUAUCUAUUUCUAAACCACAUUCUUUGUAUAGGAUUGAAGAGAGUGAAGAAAUGUAUGAUUUGAAUUUGGUUUAAUUUGGACAAUUGAGGAGCAUAGAUUGUGUCUAUAAAGUGUGCUACGGUAAAAGUUUAAAUAUAAUUAAACAAAACGCGAAGAAGAUGGCAUCUCUCAUACCUGGAGUUCUACUGAAGCUUCUCCAAACAAUGAACUCUAAUGUGAAAGUUCGCGGUGAACACCGUUCAGUUCUUCUUCAAGUGAUAAGCAUCGUUCCUGCAUUAUCCGGUUCUGAAUUAUGGCCUAACCACGGUUUCUUUAUAAAAGUCUCGGAUUCUUCUCAUUCAACCUAUGUUUCACUUUCCAAGGAAGACAAUGAGCUUAUUCUGAAUAAUAAGUUGCAGCUUGGACAAUUCUUUUAUAUUGAUAAGAUGGAAGCUGGUACACCGGUCCCAGUUCUUGUAUCGGUUAGGCCUGUUCCGGGAAGACACCCUUUUGAAGGUAACCCUAAGGAUUUAAUGCAGAUGAUGGAGUCAUCGGAGAGUAGAAUGCAUCCUGAAAACGAUGGAGUUGAUGGUUCAAAAUCGACCGAUAAAAUAGAAGCCAAAGAGAACACAAGUUCAAGGCAGAAGAUUGUUAUUAAAGAAGAAAAGGUUUCUGUUGCAUCUAGGUACAUGAAGGGUGUUCUAAAUCCAAACUCAAAAGUGAAUGCGUCGGAUACUAAUAUAGGAAGCAAAGGAAAUGAUUUCGAGAAUGGUGUAGAUGGUAGGAAAAUGGGAUCUACCAAAGGAAAGCAGCUAGAGAUUAAAGGUCAGGUACCCCCGACAACCUCAACUCGUACUCGAUUUGAAGCACUUUCAACGAAGCAAGACAUUUCUCAAUCAAACAUUCAGGAGACAGUAAUAAAACCUUCUAAAAGCACCUCCGCCAAGCACAGUUCUACUAAACAGGAAAAUUUGAACUUGAACUUUUUGUCACAUAGUCAAGAAAAAAGCAAUUACCCCGAGACAAUUUCAUGGUCCGCUUUGCCAGCUAAUCUUUUAAAGCCAGGAAAGGGAAUUCUAAGAAGGAAACAACUAGCGUCUCAAGUUGCAAUAGAAGCUCAAAAAGAAGCAUCGGAAGCAGCAAAGAUAAUCAAGUGCUUAAGUACAUUUGCAAAUAUCUGCUCUUCUGCGGCAUCGGAGAACCCUCAUGUCAUCCUGGACAAGUUUUUUGCACUCCUACAGCUCAUGGACCGGCCAAAUGGUACAACUCAGUUGAAAGCCGAAUCUCUUGAGUCACAUAACAUUCAAUCUCCUGCAGAAAAACAUAAAUAUGGCAAAAAAGCAGGUCUAGCACAUGCGAAAAACACAUCAAAGACUGCAAAAUCCUUACCUGAAUUAUCAGGAAACGAAAAACAAGAAUGGGCGAAAGAGAAUGGUAUAAAACAGAUCAAUGAACUCAAAGAAGUUUUUUUGAAUGAAACAAGAUCAUGGUUCAUUAAGUACUUGGAGAAGACAUUGGAUGCUGGAUUUUCUAGGGUUUUCCAAGAGAAGGGUAAGGAAAGUAAGGUUAUUGCAGGAAGAGAAAUGGCGCACGCCAACCACAUCGCGGUAACAUUGUCCCACCUUAAGAAUGCAAAUGAGUGGCUAGAAAAUUUGAGAAGAGCUUUAAACUCGGAAAGUGACGGUCUGGUUGAGACUAUUGACAGAUUGAAGCAAAAAAUUUAUUCUUCUUUGCUUGUACAUAUUGAUUCUGCAGCAGUAGCUUUGGAAAACCGAGCUUGAUUCUUACAGGAAACUGUUUAAGAAAAACAAACUGUAAUGCUAUUUUAUAGGUUAAAUUAUAUAUGUUUCAACCAAGCAUUGUUAAGGAAAGUUUGGCUUACUAUAUUUAUACGUGCAACAUUUGCGAUUACAUACUAUCACACUUCUAUUUUAUCUAAUUAUUAACGGAUUCCAUAAGUCA
Medicago truncatula (barrel medic) is the source of this 2032-nucleotide messenger RNA. RefSeq lists its product as uncharacterized. The coding region runs from base 250 to 1851 and encodes 533 amino acids. NCBI's taxonomy places the organism in Eukaryota, Viridiplantae, Streptophyta, Magnoliopsida, Fabales, Fabaceae. The record is from RefSeq and is a predicted model, not a curated record. The transcript has 5 exons.